CUUACCACCGUGCCAAAGAAUUGCACGGAGGAAAACGAGGGAGGGACACGAAUCGGGUGAUAGUCGUUGCAACACUCUCACCCGGGCACUGACGAGGAAGAAGAGAGGGGAAUAGAUGACAGGUCAAAGUUUUAAGAAAGGGAGAGGCAAGCAGCAGGAGAAUCAUGCCUUUCUGAAGGAGUCCUCGCGAGUUCGAGUUGGGAAAAUCCUUGAAGCGUUCCGCGAAUCCGAUGGAGAAGUUUACACAUUUGAACCUGAUUUAUCAAAAAAAGAGCGGGCAGCAGUUCAUGAAAUGUGCAGAAAAAUGGGAAUGAUAUCAAGAAGCUCUGGAAAUGGUGCCAAUCGCCGUCUUUCAGUUUACAAAAGCAAAAAGAAGCAGAAAAACAACAAGGAAGAAGAGUUGGUUACCUCUCUGUGCUUUUCUGAAGAGUCAAAAGCUGUGAUUCAAGAUAUUUUUAUACGCUAUCCACCUGAUUCUGGAGAAUUAAGUGAAAAUAUUUUACAAAACUGUAGCAAUGCAGUUUAUAGUGCGCAUUGGAAGCAGGAUAUUUGCUUUUCAAGGCCUUCAAUAUGUAAGGAUGAAAUUAAAAAGAAAAUGGAGCUGCUUGCAUUAAGGAAGAAUGAUGACUCAAACUUUAGAAAGACUGCAGAAGAUAUAGCUAAACUUCCGAUUGCAUCCUAUGUGAAUGCUAUAACAUCAGCUUUGGAAGCUCACCAGGUGGUACUGAUAUCUGGUGAGACUGGUUGCGGUAAAACUACUCAGGUUCCUCAGUAUAUUUUGGAUCACAUGUGGAGUAAAGCCGAGACAUGUAAAGUUGUGUGCACACAACCAAGGCGUAUUUCAGCUAUUUCAGUUGCCGAGAGGAUCUCAUAUGAAAGGGGAGAAGCUGUUGGAGAAACUGUUGGUUAUAAGAUAAGGUUCGAGUCCAAAGGUGGGAAAAAUUCUUCAAUAAUGUUCUGCACAAAUGGCAUUCUUUUGAGAUUACUAAUUGGCAGAGGUGCAAAUGCAUCGGAGAUGGCAAAGAAAAAGGGAUCAAAAAAGGACACUCUUCUCGAGAUAACCCACAUAAUAGUGGACGAGAUUCAUGAGCGAGAGAGGUUUUGUGAUGUAUUGCUGGUAAUUCUCAGGGAUUUGCUGCCUGCUUAUCCUCAUCUACGUUUGAUUCUCAUGAGCGCCACGAUUGAUGUGGAGCGAUUUUCACAAUACUUCAGUGGCUGUCCUGUCAUUCAGGUUCCAGGAUUUACAUACCCUGUGAAGACUUAUUUUUUGGAAGAUGUGCUAUCUAUUUUAAGAUUAACAGAUGAGAAUCACUUAUUUACUGCUGCCCUUAGUAGCGUGGAGGAGGUUGUUCCAUUAACAGAAGAGUACAAGACCGCCCUUGAUGAGUCAAUUAAUUUGGCUUUAUUUAAUGAUGAAUUGGAGCCUUUACUGGAAAUAAUUAGAACCCAGCAAAACCCCCAAGUUUUCUCCUACCAACACUCUUUGACUGGAGUGUCACCAUUGAUGGUGCUUUCUGGCAAAGGUAGAGUUGGUGAUGUUUGUAUGAUGCUUUCAUUUGGUGCCGACUGCUCUUUGACUAACAAUGAGGGAAAGUCAGCCAUGGAUUGCGCUCGGCAAGAAAAUCAGCUCCAGAUCUGUGAAAUCAUUGAAAGACACAUGGAAAAAGAUGUGUCCAAAUCAGCCGAAGAGGAGGACCUACUGAACAACUACCUAGCAAGUAUCAAUCCUGAAAAUAUUGAUACGGUUCUAAUAGAGCGUUUGUUAAAAAGGAUAUGUACCGAUUCUAGUGAAGGGGCUAUCUUAGUGUUUCUUGCUGGAUGGGCUGAUAUCAAUCAAACUAGAGAAAGGCUACUUGCUUCAGGGCUUUUUAAAGAUUCCUCAAAGUUCAUGAUACUUUCUCUCCAUUCCAUGAUUCCAAUCGUAGAGCAAAAGAAGGUUUUCAAGCAUCCUCCUCAAGGCGUCCGAAAAAUUAUUCUUUCUACGAAUAUUGCUGAGACUGCAAUUACUAUUGAUGAUGUUGUUUAUGUUAUAGACUCUGGUCGAAUGAAAGAGAAAAGCUAUGAUCCUUACAGCAAUGUAUCAACAUUCCACGCUUCAUGGAUUUCAAAAGCUAGUGCUAAGCAGCGGGAGGGGCGUGCUGGUCGUUGCCAGCCGGGAAUUUGUUAUCAUCUCUAUUCUAAAGUCCGUGCUGCUGCUUUGCCAGAUUACCAGGUUCCAGAAAUUAAACGAAUGCCAGUUGAAGAAUUGUGUUUGCAGGUUAAACUGCUUAAUCCAAAUUAUAGUUUAAUUGAGUUCCUUCAGAAAACCUUGGACCCUCCUGUCAUUGAGACGAUAAGAAAUGCAGUCAUUGUUCUUCAAGAUAUUGGAGCCUUAACCGAGGAUGAACAGCUUACAGAACUCGGGGAAAAACUUGGUGCUCUUCCUGUUCAUCCUUCAACAAGCAAGAUGCUUCUGUUUGCUAUCUUGAUGAAUUGUCUUGAUCCAGCUUUAACUCUAGCUUGUGCCACUGACUACAGAGAGCCCUUUCUUCUUCCAAUGGAUCCAGAUGAGAAAAAGAAAGCAGGUGCAGCCAAAGUUGAGCUGGCUUCAUUAUAUGGUGGUUACAGUGAUCAACUUGCUGUUGUAGCAGCAUUUGAAUGUUGGAAGAAUGCAAAGCACAGCGGUGAAGAAUCACAAUUUUGCUCCAGGUAUUUUGUUUCAUUAAGUACCAUGAAUAUGUUACAGAACAUGCGAAAACAGCUUCAGAAUGAACUUAUGAAGGCUGGCUUUAUUCCUGAAGAUAUGUCUGGCUGUAGCUUAAAUGCCCAAGACCCAGGUAUCUUGAGAGCAGUGCUCGUGGCUGGAACAUAUCCAAUGGUGGCAAGGUUUCUCACUCAGAAAAAAAAUAAUAAAAGUGCAAUUGUGGAGACUGCUAGUGGUUUUAAAGUUUUUUUGCAUCCUCAUUCCUCCAAUUUCAAAUUGUCUUUUGCAAAAUCUGCUGUCAGUCCAAUUAUUGUCUAUGAUGAGAUAACUCGUGGGGAUGGAGGCUUAUUUAUAAAGAACAGUUCUGUUGUUUCGCCUUAUUCAUUAUUAUUGCUUGCUGUGGAGAUGGCUGUUGCUCCUGCACGUGAAACAUAUGGGGACGGUGAGAAGGAUUCAGACACGUCAAGUGGAGAGGAAGAAGAUAUGGAUGUGAAAGCAUCAUCAGAGCAGCAUAAAAACCAACUCAUGUCAUCUCCUGAUAAUGCUGUCACGAUUGUUAUAGAUAGAUGGUUAAAAUUUUCUUGGACUGCUCUUGAUGUUGCCCAGAUUUACUGCUUGCGUGAGCGAUUAGCAGAAGCUGUGCUGUUCAAGGUGAAGAAACCACGGGCAAUUCUCCCGCCGGCACUUGGAGCCUCCAUGCAUGCAAUUGCUUGCAUCCUCUCAUAUGAUGGGCACCCCCACAUAUUAGCUUUAGAUGAAUCCAUUGAUCCUCAGGAAGCAAUGUGGGAGCCUACUGACUUGAACAUACAGAGUCGGGAAAGAAAAGUUGGAGCGGUCACUCCCAGUAGAUACUUGAAGUCACUGUUUUCGAAUUAUGGCAGGCAAACCUCAGUAAACUUUAACAGGCUCCAUGUAUCGGCUUCCCCGCUCAUGUCAAUGCCUGCUUCUACUUCCUCCGCACCGAAGGUUCCUCUGCCGAGGAUAACUUCUGCAAAAGCUCGAGAUCAUGGCAGUCAUCCUAUUCCGAAGAAAAAAUUAUUUAAACGCCGCCGAGGUAAGUUGGGAGGAGCACCCAGGUGAUGACAACAGGCCAUGCGGGCUGAAGCUAUUUCUCGUGGUUUCUUUCUUUGGCAUAAGAUGCUGCAUGUACGCCUCUGUGUAUUGUAAUGCCGUUGGCUUAUGAUGCUACUUAACGUCGUCAAGGGUUUUGGAUCUGAAUGACCUUUUUCUGUUACAUAAUCUUCCUAAGAUAAGAAAUUAGGCUUUUUGAUUUUAAA
Messenger RNA from Phalaenopsis equestris, 3960 nucleotides. Its product is annotated as DExH-box ATP-dependent RNA helicase DExH6-like. NCBI's taxonomy places the organism in Eukaryota, Viridiplantae, Streptophyta, Magnoliopsida, Asparagales, Orchidaceae. Bases 116 to 3763 code for a protein of 1215 amino acids. Gene Ontology annotation, molecular function: RNA binding; ATP binding. Gene Ontology annotation, cellular component: intracellular anatomical structure. The transcript is spliced from 14 exons. The record is from RefSeq and is a predicted model, not a curated record.